AUGGCAUCGCAGGCUACAACUCUUCGAGGCUAUAACAUUAGAAAACGAGAUAAUGUAUUUGAACCAAAAUCAAGUGAAAACCUCAACAGCUUAAAUCAAAGCGAAGAAGAAGGGCAUAUUGGGAGAUGGCCACCUUUAGGUUAUGAAGCAGUAUCUGCCGAGCAAAAAUCGGCAGUUCAAUUGCGUGAAUCGCAAGCAGGAGCGUCAAUAAGCAACAAUAUGAAUUUUAAGGCGAAUGACAAGUCUUUUUCCACAUCUACUGCUGGAAGAAUGAGUCCGGAUACGAAUUCAUUACACCAUAUAUUACCUAAAAAUCAAGUUAAGAAUAAUGGACAAACAAUGGAUGCCAAUUGCAAUAAUAACGUAUCCAAUGAUGCUAAUGUUCCUGUUUGUAAGAACUGUUUAACCUCUACAACACCAUUAUGGAGAAGAGAUGAGCAUGGAGCUAUGCUUUGUAAUGCGUGUGGUCUCUUUUUAAAGCUUCAUGGGAAACCCAGGCCAAUUAGUUUGAAAACUGAUGUAAUAAAGUCUCGAAAUAGGAAAAGUAAUACAAAUCAUGCACAUAAUCUGGACAACUUUCGGAAUCAGACGCUGAUUGCAGAGCUUAAGGGUGAUUGUAAUAUAGAAUCAAGCGGUCGCAAAGCUAACAGAGUAACAUCUGAAGAUAAAAAGAAAAAAAGUUCGCAACUUUUAAUGGGAACAUCAUCUACUGCGAAGAUAUCCAAGAAGCCAAAAACGGAGUCUAAGGAAAGAAGCGAUUCUCACCUAUCAGCAACAAAAUUAGAGGUACUGAUGUCGGGAGAUUGUUCGAGACCAAACUUAAAGCCUAAACUGCCCAAACAAGAUACUGCUAUAUACCAAGAGAAGUUACUUACGUUCCCAAGUUAUACGGACGUUAAAGAGUAUUCAAAUUCUGCACACCAAUCUGCUUUUAUCAAAGAACGGUCGCAAUUCAACGCAGCCUCUUUCCCCCUCAAUGCUUCACAUUCAGUAACAUCAAAAACAGGCGCAGAUUCUCCUCAAUUACCUCACUUAUCAAUGCUGCUUGGAAGCUUGAGCAGUACUUCAAUAUCAAAUAACGGAAGUGAAAUAGUGUCCAAUUGCAAUAAUGGUAUUGCCUCUACCGCCGCAACUCUGGCACCCACUUCUUCACGGACGACUGACUCUAAUCCAUCCGAGGUACCGAAUCAAAUUAGAUCGACGAUGUCUUCCCCAGAUAUAAUAUCUGCUAAGCGUAACGACCCAGCCCCUUUAUCUUUCCACAUGGCUUCUAUUAACGACAUGCUUGAGACGAGAGAUCGUGCGAUUAGCAACGUGAAAACCGAGACGACACCGCCUCAUUUCAUACCGUUUCUACAAUCUUCUAAAGCUCCCUGUAUAUCCAAAGCAAAUUCACAAUCCAUCUCAAAUAGUGUUUCUAGUUCUGAUGUUUCUGGACGAAAAUUUGAAAAUCACCCAGCUAAAGAUUUAGGUGAUCAGUUAUCCACUAAAUUGCACAAAGAAGAAGAAAUUAUAAAGCUCAAAACUAGAAUAAAUGAGUUAGAACUUGUUACAGAUUUAUAUAGGAGACAUAUCAAUGAAUUAGACGGGAAAUGUCGAGCUCUUGAGGAACGUUUGCAAAGGACAGUAAAACAAGAAGGGAAUAAAGGAGGAUAG
This is a messenger RNA of Saccharomyces cerevisiae S288C, 1656 nucleotides long. It is a transcript of the gene GZF3, whose product is annotated as Gzf3p. Gene Ontology annotation, molecular function: zinc ion binding; sequence-specific DNA binding; DNA-binding transcription factor activity. Gene Ontology annotation, biological process: regulation of transcription by RNA polymerase II; regulation of DNA-templated transcription. Gene Ontology annotation, cellular component: nucleus. Lineage: Eukaryota; Fungi; Ascomycota; Saccharomycetes; Saccharomycetales; Saccharomycetaceae. The transcript has a single exon. The coding region runs from base 1 to 1656 and encodes 551 amino acids. The record is from RefSeq and is marked reviewed.